Molecule: messenger RNA, 3702 nt
Organism: Fusarium sp. VM40
Lineage: Eukaryota; Fungi; Ascomycota; Sordariomycetes; Hypocreales; Nectriaceae
Source: the annotation of a GenBank genome assembly
AUGGACGAACAAGACCAUUCACGAUCCGGCACCUCCAGUGAUGCCGCAUCCUGGAACCAAGCCUCCUCCUCCGACCUCAACCUCCCGCGGGACCCCAAGAUGGAGCGUUCAAGUUCAUCCAACCUGAGGUCUGCCUUUCGAAAUACGCUGAUAAAUGCCUCGUCCACCGUCCGCUCCAUAACCCCCGACCCUGUCGAGCCUCCCAUCGUCAGUGUGACUGGAGAGUCGCAACAGACCCCGCGAGGUUCCUCUUCACAACAGAGCUCGCCCCGGACUAUACCCUCCGGGCCAACUCGCAGGCAAGGCAUGGUUUUCAACGAAGUUUUCAGCGAUUCGUACGAAAGCAGUGAAUCCAGCCCUCCGCGUCAACACCUACGGCACACAAGCGGAAGUCUGCGGCCCAGGACACGCACUAUGGAUACUUCUAUGCUAGCACAAAGAAGUGUACCACCACCUACAUCAGAACGACAUCGAGUCGGCAGCGUGAGCUCAUCAGGCUCAUUACACCCGGCAGAUGAGUUAAGGCCGCAACUCACCUCAUUGGAUUCGCUACAUCACUCUGUGAUAACAGGGCGAGAUCCUUUAGUACCCAAAGAUAAAAAGUCCAGAAGACUCAUGAAAAGGCAAUCAGCUCGAACUACCUCGCCUCUUAUUUCUCCGCCACCUACCGUUGACUCACUACCUUUACCUAUAGCUACUGAUGACGCAAAUAAGAUCCUGCUCCUCAUGAGAACUCUAUGCGGUCGAAUGCGCGGCGAGAUCGAAUACCAGGGUGAAUCUGGCGGACCUUGGCACAGUGGUGUGGCUUAUAUAGAAGAGGAAAAGGGCUGCCUCAUGUUUGACUCUGGGCAGAAUGGUCCCUUCCAUAUCCCCCUAGUUUCCGAUCUCCGCGGCUGCAGGGUCCUCCCUGUCGACUAUCCCGAACUGACCAAGGAAUGCCUCGAGUUGGUCUGCCUACAACCCCCUGUGGAAAUUCUAAUAUGCCCUCUUGUGCCAGAGGAGUUCGAUCUAUGGUUGGCAGCUUUAUUAUGCUGGCAACAACUACGCCCGACAGGUGUCAAGCUUGCCAAUGGUAAGCCAGCCAGCCAGGUGACGCCGAUGAGACCGGAGCUCAAAAGACAUGGCUGGUCACAGGAGAAGAACAAGCCUACGAAUAUUAUCAAGGUCGGCAAGGUGAUGCUUUGGGACAAGGGUUUGGCAGUUUCACCAAGGGCGAUUGUCAAGCGGCCGUCAACGAGAGAUUUGCGGUCGCCUACUACAUCAUGGAGGAGAGUCUCUUGUAUUCUCCAGGACAGUGGCGAGUUCAAACUCAUGACAGAGAACGAUGUGACGGUUCUAUCCAUUAUCGACCUCUCGCAGCUCUCCCGGUGUGCUGUUCAGCAACUCGACCGCACAGUACUCGAUGAGGAAUAUUGCAUUGCCAUUUUCCCAAUUUACUCUUCAACAUCGACACACCUCUCUAUCUUCCGACCCGUUUACCUAGCGCUCGACAGCAGAGUUCAUUUUGAAGUUUGGCUUUGCUUACUCCGGGCAUUUGCAGUACCAGAUAUCUACCACCUUGACGAUCCUAACACGUCUCAAAUUUUGGAACUAGACGAUAUUGAAUCCGAGUAUGAGGGCGAGGUGUUUCGUCUUGAAAAGACAAUCAGUGUCAGGGUUACUGAAGCGAAGAUUAAGGCCAGACCGGGUGGUGCUGGGGGGAUGGAGCCGACCAUACACGAAAAGCCAGGACGACCAGAGCCUGACCACCUGAUCGGAAACUACCUGGCCGAAGUUAUACUAGAUGGCGAAGUUCGGGCGAGAACGACAACUAAAACAGGGACCAAGAAUCCUUUCUGGAGAGAAGAGUGCGAGUUUACCGAUCUACCGCCCUCCACGCCUUUAUUAUCUGUUGUGUUGAAAAGAGUCGAGGGUAACAUGGAAAGCUCAAGCAACCUACUCCAGGCUUCUGUGGGAUUACCUCGAACACGAAACCUGCAGGAGUUUGUAGUCGGGGCUGUCGAUAUUUCUCUCGAUCAUCUUGAACGCGGCAAGGAUAGUGAGCAGUGGCUCCAGAUACUUGACGAGAAGCAAAACUCAGUUGGGCAGAUGCUAGUCAAGGUGAACCACGAUGAGCACGUUGUGCUUCUGUCGAAGGAAUACCAACCUCUCACGGACAUAUUACAUCGUUUCCCCGCAGGAUUGACGACCCAAAUCUCGGCUGUACUACCCGGACAGCUGCGUCGAUUGUCGGAGCUAUUUCUCAACAUUUUCCAGGUGUCCGGCUCGGCUAGUGAGUGGCUCAUGGCAUUAGUCGAAGACGAAAUCGAUGGCAUUGGUAAUCAAGCCUCCAUGAAGAAGUACCGCUUCAGCAGCCGUCUCAAGUCGAACGAUUCUAUCGACGCCGCAACAGAUCGCGAGCUCAUUGUCCGAGAUAUGAGCAAGUCUCUUGCUGGAGAAGCGAAUCUCCUUUUCCGCGGCAACUCAUUACUAACACAGUCUCUUGAGUUUCAUAUGCGCCGCCUGGGCAAGGAGUAUCUGGAGGAGAUUCUGCAAGAAAAGCUGUUUGAGAUUAACGAGAUCAACCCGAACUGUGAAGUCGACCCCAGCAAGAUCCCCCACGAAUCGGAUCUAGACCAACACUGGACUGUCCUUAUCCAUUACACGACAGAAGUGUGGAAGUGCAUCGCCAGCUCAGCCAACCGAUUACCCCCUGACCUACGGCAUAUACUUAAGUACAUCAGGGCAGUUGCCGAAGACCGCUAUGGAGACUUCUUGCGUACAGUUACAUACACAUCGGUAUCUGGUUUCUUAUUCCUCCGCUUCAUCUGCCCGGCCAUUCUUUCGCCAAAGUUGUUCAAUCUCCUGCGCGACCACCCUCGACCUCAAGCCCAACGAACGUUCACGCUCAUUGCGAAAGCACUGCAGAAGCUGGCGAAUCUGUCCAACUUUGGAAAACGAGAGGAAUGGAUGGAGCCUAUGAAUCGCUUCUUGAAUGUCCAGAGACAAUCUGUUCGCGACUACAUCGACCAAGUGUGCAGCAUUCCUGCUGAUCGCAGCACCAACUUUGUCCCAGCCGGUUACAGCACGCCUGUUACUAUCCUAGGCCGCCUGAGCCCUUCUUCCAAGGAGGGAUUCCCAAGCCUUCCAUACCUGAUCGAUGACACAAGAAACCUAGCGAGUCUUGUUAAGCUAUGGGUAGACGCCAAACCAGUCGAUGAUAAGAGGAAUGAGGUGGAUCAGGAGCUCCUUGGGUUCAACGACAUCUGCUUCGCCCUUCAGCAACGCGCCGAUGCCUGUCUUGCGAAAGUAGAAACCGAACGCGCCAGCGAAACCGCCACAAAUGCCACCACAGAAGACGUCGCCGAGUCCAUUGAACAAGGCUCAUUGAUUGAAUCCCUCUCCAUUUCUUACGGCGGCUCCUCAACAGCAUGGAACGAUAUAUACGAGCCUCCCCCUCCCGGCAGCUCUGGCAGCGAAGUCAAUGACGAGAGCGCAACGCGCAGCCGACGACGUAGCAAAGAGCGCCGUCGUCACCAUCACCACCACAGAGAAGGCUGGGAGCACCGCAAGCAGAGACAGGGAAGCGCGUCUGGGAGCGCAAGUGGCACGAUCAAGGCUAAGAACGGACGUGUAGGACGAACGAUUCUCAGCGGCAUCAUGCGCAUAGGCGGGCGCGGCGAGAGCCCUGAGGGCAAGGAUUCCGCAAAGCAUCACAAAUGA